Chrysemys picta bellii (western painted turtle) is the source of this 469-nucleotide messenger RNA. NCBI's taxonomy places the organism in Eukaryota, Metazoa, Chordata, Testudines, Emydidae. The record is from RefSeq and is a predicted model, not a curated record.
CAGCAUCCCGGGGCUGGUGCUCGGAGCUGGGCAGAGAAGGUCUCAGGCUGGGGGGUCCCGACGACUUUCCAGAUCUCUCCCUCCUGAGCAGCGAUGGGGGCGGGUCGGAUCCUGGGGGCCGGGAGCGGCUGGGCUGGGGCUCUGCUAGUGACACUGAUGGUGCUGAGAACCCACCUGGCUCAUUGCACAGAGCCCGAAGGGUGGUUUCUGUACCAGACGAAGUCUGACUGUCUGUUCACCAACGGCACCGAGCGGGUCCGGUUCCUGGACCGGUACAUGUACGACCGGCAGCAGUUCGUGCAGUUCGACAGCGACGUGGGGGUGUACGUGGGGGAGACGGAGGUGGGGCGGCACUGGGCCGAGUACUGGAACAAGAACAAGGAGUUCCUGGCGCAGAUGCGGGCUGCGGUGGACACGUUCUGCCGGCACAACUACGGGGCGGUCGAGCCUUUCAGCGUGGCCCGGAGAG